Messenger RNA from Phalaenopsis equestris, 1491 nucleotides. RefSeq lists its product as uncharacterized. The record is from RefSeq and is a predicted model, not a curated record. Bases 534 to 1406 code for a protein of 290 amino acids. The transcript is spliced from 2 exons. Gene Ontology annotation, molecular function: protein binding. Lineage: Eukaryota; Viridiplantae; Streptophyta; Magnoliopsida; Asparagales; Orchidaceae.
ACAUUUCCCUCUCUAAUAUUCUUUCUAUCAGUACAUUAUUGCGCCAUCAAAAUGACCUAAACCAUAUUACAUGAUAAAAAUAUUACAAAAUAAUGAAAAACAACACCCGUUUAUGUUACAUUAAACUAGUAGAAGUCUCACACGAUAGGAAUAGAGAACCAAGACGUGGAAAGGCCGGGCGUUAUCUUUCAAGAGGGAAAUAAGAUAAUAGCAGGAACAUUAUCCAGAAUGAACUUUAGAUAAUAUUUUUUAAAAAUAAAUAAUAUAAAACUUACAUUAAUAAAUUUCUUCCUGCGAUGGCAUUAUCCAAUCGUUAAAAGGAGCGAUCAGUAAGAGGUAGGUCAACUUCCCUGUCUAUUCUGUUUUUGCGGUUAUUCCUCGAAUCGACCCGACGAGCGCAAAUUUCUCACUUUCCCACAAUCUUCUUGCAACCCUAAACCGCCCAUCGAUCAAAAUUCCAUACCAUAUUUGUACCUUCACCACCACCACGAUCACCAUUGACAACAAUAGCAUCACCGGCCAUAAUCCCCCCCAUGGAGGAAAUCCCCUCAUCCCCAAGAAACCGCCUCAAGUUUCUCUGCAGCUAUGGCGGCCGGAUCCUACCACGCCCCUACGACGGACUGCUUCGCUACGUAGGCGGCGAGACCCGCGUUCUAUCCGUUCCUCGCGCUGUCUCGCUUAAAGAUCUGAUGGAGAAGAUCACCGGCAUGUUCAAAGCGGAGUUGGUGGUGAAGUACCAGCUGAUGACAGAGGACCUAGACGCCCUCGUGACUGUCAAAACUGAUGAAGAUCUGUACCAUAUGAUUCACGAAUACGAUCGUCUUGAGCGCCGCUCGCGAUCCUCCGCCGUCGCCUCCUCCCCGCUCUUUCGCCUCUUCCUCUUUCCUUACCCUGCAGCAUCAGCGGCGGCCGAACCCUCCGUCCCUCUCGAUCAACGAUAUGUCGAUGCCAUCAAUGGAGGUCUCGCCAUCCACGAACGCUCGCACCACCCACACCCGCGGCCCCUUUUCGCCGUCUGUUCUAAUGGGGCCUCGCCUUCCUUACACGGUAAUAUGGGGGGUGAAGGCAUGCAUCGGGUGAGGAGCACGCCGAACCUUGGAGGUGGAGGAUUGCAGAAUGGAUCUCCAAGAGCUUACCAGCGGCCUGGCGUGGCCUUCGGGUAUGGCGGCGGGUCGGGGUUUAGAAUGGGGGCCCCAGGAGGGUUUCAUCAGGAGAUUGGGUAUGGAUGUGGGUGUUAUUGUGGGUGCGUGGGUUCAUCAUCGCAACCUCCGCGGAAGUUCGUGCGCUCCCCUCCGACGCAAGGGGGAUCGCCACUGGGUAGCUUGGCGGAAGUAUCGCCGCCGCGCAGGGGACAAGGGUUCCAUCUUGGCCCUCCUAUUGCUGGGCCUUUGAGGAGAGGGGUAUGAGAGUAAAUAAUAAUCUCCUUUGCCUUCUGCAGUGCUGUUGAACCCCUUGGCGGUGGCUGCUCAGAACGCCAUUUUUUUUCUUUGA